GGACUCCGGCUGUGAAGGCCAAUAGAUGACCAUUCCAAACCUCCCAGUUCGUCAUCUUGACAGGCCACCGAAACAAAAUUCUCUCUCUAGGCGGGAGAGGGAGAGAGAGGGAGAGAGCGGUCGCAGCCGCCGGCCAUGGCGGAGGCGGCGGGAGCCCAAGCCCCGGCGCAUGGCCCCGAGGAGGCGCCCCUCGACGCGGGCGCCAUCAGGAGCCUGCCUCCCAAUUCCACCUCCAAGCUCCGAUCCAUGGCGUCUCACGAUCACCACCACCACCACUCCCACGACCACGAUCACCACCACCAUCACUCCCACGGUUUCAGGGAUGGCGGUGGCAAUGCAGCGGGGGGAUCGUGGGUCGGGGAGGACGGUCGCGUGUGGCACUCCCACGACGGCCUCGCGCCGCACUCCCACGAGCCCAUCUACUCCCCCGGCGACUUCACCAAGCGCGCGCCGCCGCUCGCCUCGCAUGCCUUCACCGACCGCGCCUUCACCGUCGGAAUUGGCGGCCCCGUCGGCACGGGGAAAACUGCCCUGAUGUUAGCACUGUGCAGAUUCCUACGUGAUAAAUAUAGUCUUGCUGCGGUCACAAACGACAUUUUCACAAAAGAAGAUGGGGAAUUCUUAGUCAAGCAUGGAGCACUCCCAGAAGAGCGCAUACGUGCAGUGGAAACUGGAGGGUGCCCUCAUGCAGCUAUACGUGAAGACAUCAGUAUAAAUCUUGGUCCUCUAGAGGAGCUAUCGAACUUGUACAAAGCUGAUUUGCUACUCUGUGAAUCUGGAGGAGAUAACUUGGCUGCUAACUUUAGCCGAGAAUUGGCAGACUACAUAAUCUACAUAAUUGAUGUCUCUGGUGGGGACAAGAUACCAAGAAAAGGUGGCCCUGGGAUAACCCAAGCUGAUCUUUUGGUGCGUCAUACUGUGAUAAAUAAGACAGACCUUGCCCCGGCUGUUGGAGCUGAUCUGGCUGUAAUGGAACGAGAUGCGCUUCGCAUGCGGGAAGGAGGGCCUUUUGUGUUUGCACAGGUGAAACACGGAGUGGGUGUGGAGGAUAUCGUGAAUCAUAUUCUGCAAGCGUGGGAAAUUGCAACCGGGAAUAAACGCCGAUAAAAGAUCUCAUGACAUAGCUUUAUAUUUGGCGUGCAGCUGAUGCACUUUAUCAUUCAGCAUGCAUAAACCAUCCAUUGGUUUUCGAAUAAAUUUCGCAUCAUUUGGUGCUGAUGUACUGGAGACUUGUGGAGUUUCAAAAUUUCCUUUUCAUGUUGGAAGAGAAGGAAAGGUAGAUCAUGCCCUCAAAUUUGGACGAGGGGGUCGAGAAUGCUAUGAGUUGGGGACUCCAAUAACGAGCAGAACUGCAAUACGGGCUCAGUGAAGUAGGAAGUUGAAAAAUAAUUUUGCAGAAGAAUUAUCGACCCCA
Messenger RNA from Panicum virgatum (switchgrass), 1414 nucleotides. Its product is annotated as urease accessory protein G-like. The transcript is spliced from 8 exons. The coding region runs from base 136 to 1107 and encodes 323 amino acids. The record is from RefSeq and is a predicted model, not a curated record. Gene Ontology annotation, molecular function: nickel cation binding; GTPase activity. NCBI's taxonomy places the organism in Eukaryota, Viridiplantae, Streptophyta, Magnoliopsida, Poales, Poaceae.